GCCAUCGUCAUCAUCUGUACGCACGGCGGCGACAGCAGCUCCUGGAUCGGCCUGGACGGGUAUAUCCCAUCGCUAUUCUCUCUCUCUCUCUCUCAAUGCGAAGAGAGAGAAAAACACUCACAGAGAGCAGCAGACUAUCGGCCAUCUCCUGCAAGAAAGUCCCUCUGGAAACCCCCGAUGGAUUAAUCUGAUUUAUCUGCGAAAGUAGAGAAUGGGCUGUGUCCAAUGUAAGGAUAAAGAAGCAGCAAAACUCACUGAUGACCGGGAGACCAGCGUCUCACACAACUCGGGGUACCGCUAUGGGUCCGACCCGACGCCGCAGCACUACCCCAGCUUCGGGGUCACCACCAUCCCCAACUACAACAACUUCCACAGCGGCGCCACACAGGGGGUGACCGUGUUCGGAGGAGUCCACUCGUCCUCGCAGUCUGGGACGCUUCGGUCUCGGGGAGGAACAGGGGUGACUCUGUUUGUGGCUCUUUACGACUACGAAGCCAGGACCGAGGAUGACCUCAGCUUCAGAAAGGGGGAGAGAUUCCAGAUCCUCAACAGCACUGAGGGCGACUGGUGGGAGGCUCGCUCUCUCACUACAGGUGGAACUGGUUACAUUCCCAGCAAUUACGUCGCUCCAGUGGACUCAAUCCAAGCUGAGGACUGGUAUUUUGGUAAAUUAGGCCGAAAGGAUGCAGAGAGACAGCUGCUCUCCAACGGCAACGCCAGAGGCACUUUCCUCAUCCGUGAGAGUGAAACAACCAAAGGGGCCUACUCUCUCUCCAUCCAGGACUGGGAUGAUGUCAAGGGAGACCACGUCAAACACUAUAAGAUUCGCAAGCUGGACAGCGGAGGCUACUACAUCACCACCAGGGCCCAGUUUGAGACCCUCCAGCAGCUAGUGCAACACUACUCUGCCAGGGCUGCAGGGCUGUGCUGCCGGCUGAUCGUGCCGUGCCACAAAGGCAUGCCUCGUCUGACUGACCUGUCCGUCAAAACCAAAGACGUGUGGGAGAUCCCGCGGGAGUCGCUGCAGCUCAUCAAACGUCUCGGCAACGGCCAGUUUGGGGAGGUCUGGAUGGGCACGUGGAACGGCACCACCAAGGUGGCGGUGAAGACUCUGAAGCCCGGCACCAUGUCGCCCGAGUCCUUCCUGGAGGAGGCUCAGAUCAUGAAGAAGCUCCGACAUGACAAGCUGGUGCAGCUCUACGCCGUGGUGUCCGAAGAACCCAUCUAUAUCGUCACCGAAUACAUGUGCAAAGGGAGUUUGCUCGACUUCCUUAAAGAUGGAGAAGGGCGAAGCCUCAAACUGCCAAAUCUGGUGGACAUGGCAGCUCAGGUGGCAGCAGGCAUGGCAUAUAUUGAGAGGAUGAACUACAUCCACAGAGACCUGCGCUCUGCCAACAUCCUAGUCGGAGAAAGUCUGGUGUGUAAGAUCGCUGACUUUGGUCUGGCCAGGCUCAUCGAGGACAAUGAAUACACAGCAAGACAAGGUGCAAAGUUUCCGAUAAAGUGGACUGCUCCUGAGGCGGCUCUCUACGGGAAAUUCACCAUCAAGUCGGACGUGUGGUCGUUUGGCAUCCUGCUGACGGAGCUGGUGACCAAGGGCAGAGUGCCCUAUCCAGGCAUGAACAACCGCGAGGUGCUGGAGCAGGUGGAGCGAGGCUACCGGAUGCCGUGCCCGCAGGACUGCCCCUCGUCCCUGCACGAGCUCAUGGUGCAGUGCUGGAAGAAAGACCCAGAGGAGAGGCCCACCUUCGAGUACCUGCAGGCCUUUUUGGAGGACUACUUCACUGCCACUGAGCCUCAGUACCAGCCAGGGGAUAAUCUCUGAGCGCCGCUGCCCCCUCAUCUCAUGUCAUUUCACCGGCUCUCCACCAGAGAGAGCCAGACUUCACCUCUUCUCUCUCAUCCUGUGGCCGUAACAAUUCAAAGCUCAUUGACUGACUUCUUGACUUCCAAGCUUCAGACAAAACAGGGACGGCUGCUGCUCUGACAGCAUACUGACUAUCAAAUCAAAGGAUGUUUCGGAGGCGGGCGCUGAGAUGAGGAUUUGAGGAGUUAAAAAUGACUGCCAUGGAUGAACGAGAUGAGUUGUGUUGUGUAACUUGUAUGUAGUGUAAAUAUGAAUUGCUUGUUUACUUAUCUCUUUUUUGUUUCAUUUUAUAUUACUUUUGAUAUUUUGGAAAUGUGUGGAUUUUUUCUUUUUAACCCAAGGUCAAAGUUAUUUCAGAUUUACGGCUCGUAGAAAACCGUGUGAGGCUCACAGUUGGUAACAAAUCGUGACAUAAUAAUUGUAGGAAUGGUAAUAGUUAGAUAUCGUGGACCGAAGCAUCUCAGAAAUUUUUCUGGGAGUCCACUGACCUUUUUUACGAGGUGAAUAUAAGGAUACUGCUCUCCUCUUCUCAAGGAACUUAGAUGUACUAUAACACCUGUUCUUGCCUUUUCAUGUUUAGUAAUACUCUUAUAAUGUAAGGGAAUGCCUUCAUGCUUUCUACACACUAACUUAGUGCAUCAUGGACUCUUCCACUCAAACUUGUAUGGCAUCUGCACUAAUAUUAAGUGCAUUCAUCGCAUUUCAGCUUCAGCCAAUGAUUUCUAGAUCGGCUUAAAGUGACUUUUAGUUCAGCUUCUUGUAGUUGAAAAGGAGGCUGACGUUCUCUCCAACUGCAACCAUUGUUCGGCUGACUGCUUAUUAUACUGGCAAUAUUUUAAAAUGUAUGUUGCAUUAUUGUAUGGCAGCAGGCUGUGUAAGAACUCUUGUCUUUUUCGCUUCAACAGCCAAACAAACAAACAAACUGCCACUUACACGACGGGAAUGAAGGAAGUGACCUGUGUUUGUCCCUCCAUAAUGUGUAUCUGGGAAUAACAUGUUGUUUACGAGACCAAACAUGUUUAUUUCACUGUAUUAUUUUGCUAAGCAUUUCAGCCACAGUCUUACGUGUUGUUAAGAUUACAUAAUUCUGUGAUUUUUUUUAAUUUUUCUUUCCCCAGGGAAAUCUGCAGCUCUGGAUAACAUGUUAUCACCUUUCUCUCUGUGUGCAUUCCAGGACAAAACACCAUUUCUGUGCGUAUUUAAGUUGCUUUUCACGGGGUGGAAAAGUGAGCAAAUACUCGUUUUUGCAUCACUUAGUUUGCCCUAAUUCAGUAGAUAUACAGAACAUGUUUUGGGUCUCUGCAUUAUUUAUUGUCUCUGUCUGUUACUUGUACACAUCUGGUUUUGAAAUAAACAAAUCUUGCCACCACCGUA
Molecule: messenger RNA, 3241 nt
Organism: Sebastes umbrosus (honeycomb rockfish)
Lineage: Eukaryota; Metazoa; Chordata; Actinopteri; Perciformes; Sebastidae
Gene: fyna
Product: FYN proto-oncogene, Src family tyrosine kinase a
Exons: 12
Coding region: 212-1825 (537 amino acids)
Biological process (GO): protein phosphorylation; cell differentiation; innate immune response
Cellular component (GO): extrinsic component of cytoplasmic side of plasma membrane
Molecular function (GO): signaling receptor binding; non-membrane spanning protein tyrosine kinase activity; ATP binding
Source: RefSeq, a predicted model, not a curated record